Molecule: messenger RNA, 2463 nt
Organism: Lecanosticta acicola
Lineage: Eukaryota; Fungi; Ascomycota; Dothideomycetes; Mycosphaerellales; Mycosphaerellaceae
Source: the annotation of a GenBank genome assembly
AUGGCUCCAGGCACCAGCAUCGAGGGCAACGCACUUGCGGAUGGCAGAUCGCCCUCAGUCCAGCCAAAUGGCAAUCAACCCAGUCCGUCGCCAUCGGCCCAGAGUACCGACUCGCCGUCAGCAGACCAGCCGCCGACCAAGAAACCGCGACUCAAGCUCAAUGUGCGACAACCGAAGGCGAAGGGGAACGUUGGCGAGACCAUCGCAGUUUCCCGUCCCAGGCGCGAGACCAAUGUCAGAUUCCGUUACUCCCAAGACAUGGUUAUGAGGGAGAGCCCAGAGCCACCAAAGCGCAAGGCUUUGCCCAAACCGGAACCUGUGGAAGCUGCUUCGCCUGCAUCGUCGGGACUCUCUUCCCUAGUAUCUGCGCCACCAAGUGAGCGAGAGGAAUCGCCAUUCCAGGAUCCUAGUCCACCGCCCGAGGGAGACGAGUAUGGAGUCAACUUCUUGUCGUACUAUGUUGACGGAAAUGACGAGGAUGUAGGAAAGCAGGGCAAGGCUGAGAGGCCGAAGGCUAAACCGAAAUCACGUGCAAAUGCAAAGCAGAAGUCCAAGGCAGAGACAGAGACGGCGAAGGAGCCUGGCCCAACUGCUUCUGCUACUCCAGCACCUCCACCAUCGCAGACGGUGGUGAGGCCAGAUCAGCAACCCAUGCAAAAGCAGCAUCCGCCCCUUCCGCCGCCUGCUGGACCAAGACAAAGCGCACCUCCCCCUCUUCCGCAACAAAUGCCACCACAGCAGAUGCCUCAUCAGCAGCAUCAGAACCAAGGGCCACGGCCGCAACACAUCCCUCCACCAUAUCCAACAGGGCCGCCAUCGCACCGUCCUCCCCAGCAUUUGCCACCUCCACCCCCUCCCAUGCCCCAGCCGGUCAUACAGGUAUGUUGACCAAUCCCUCAUGACUUACAAUGCUAACCCUGCCAACAGUUUAUCGACAUCAAACAUGACCCGAAGCCCCAGAGACCAGACACCGUUGCGGAGAUGGUCCGCAAGCUCGACGACUUGUGCGCUGCUCUUACCAACUUUGGUGGAGUACCCGUCAUGCCGCCUACUCCCCCACCAGAGAAACCGGCGAAGAAAUCGCCGAAGGAGUCAAGGCCAUCUGCCAAUCCGCUCGACAACUUCCUCUCUCAUUUCCACGAGGAUGACGACUCGGACGAAGAGAGAGACCUCGACUAUCAGCUAAUUAAGCCUGGCGCACCGGAUGGCCCUCUUACGUACGGCAUUCAGUUCAUUCAGAAUGCUCUCAAAUCAUGGGCUCAGCAGCGACUCACGCAUCAAGUCACCCAGCAAUAUCAGGCCCAACAUCAACAACAGAUGCAUCAGCAACAGAUGCAACAAGCGCAGAGACGAGGACCGGGUCGCCCUCGUCGAUACGAUGAGCCAGAUCCUCACCCAGUCGGACCUCCUGCUGUCAUCCACACAGAUUUGGCCGCGACCCCAGAAGGCGUUGCGAUCAAAGCUUUCCAAUCUGUGCUGGAUUCUGGCUGUCUGCAAGUCAAUGCUGUGCUUCCAAUCGAGCUCUCAUGUGCACUUCGUCAUCUCUACAUGCAGAUUGAUCAUUUGAUCAACCAAGGGUCCAAGGCCGAGAACAACAACUGGCAGUGCAUGUCCUACUCCGCACAGAUAUCUGCAAAUAAGGCUCGAGUCGACAAAUGCAAGGCUGACCAAGCGAAAGCCCAGGAGCAAAUGGCCAAGCAACAGCAGAUCAUUGACCAGCACAGGAUGGCUCAGCUAGGUUUUGCGCCCCAACCAAGUCAGCCACUUGCCGCAGACCAGGCGCAACAGCAGCAUGCCAUCGAUUUGGAAAGAAAACGAAGCAUGCAGCAUGCGGUACAACAGCCGUACAUCUCGCAGCAACACCUCAACCCACUGCAGUUGGGUGCUCGCUCCAAUGGCACCCCAGUUGGCACUGGUGUUCCUCCUGCCUCUAAUGACGCCACGCCCAAACCUCACCCUGCAACAUCGCCCCAGAACGGUGCUCCACCAGGUGAAACCGAUACCCGUCAGAGCAAAUCAAGCGCGCUGCCCGAUCAGGACCCGAAAUCAAGAAAAGAUGCAAGCCAGGUGCAACUCGACAAGGUCAAGAUCUAUAUGCCUGGCUUCCUUCCCCGUUCCGGUCAGUCCAUGAAGUUUUCUUUCGCGCCCAAUAGCGAAAAUGCCGUACGAGUUUUCGGGACUGAAGCGUUUCCAGUGAAUGAGCAGGGCCCGAAAUUGCCUAACAGAGGGCCUAUGAGUGCCCCACUGACACAGCCAGGAGGCGACGCGCAGACCCCGAUCAACCUUGAUGGUGAUGUGCCCGGCGAAAAGGCAUUCGAGGCGAAGCCAAGACCUUCUACUGGUGGUUGGAACCCCGUGAACGCCCAGCACAACGCCCCGGUGCCGUCGAACGGGCAGUCACGCCCCAACUCGGUCCCUGCACGCCCGCAACCCGCCGCAUCUGAGCAUGCCAAAGGUCGGUAG